AUGUUUUUUCAGAUAUUUGUGGCUUUCAGCCCUUGGAAUUGGUUGCUAUUGCUGGUGGCACUCAAAUAUUCUGAUGCAUCUUCUGAUUUGAAUUUCGCAAAUUCCACUGCCCAACAGUGGAACGGCAACUCUAAUGCUCGAUUUGCUGCUGCCAGCACAGAGCCAGGUGAAAGGAUAUCUGUUUUUUCAUUGGAUUAUGACUAUGUGCAAAUUCCUUAUGAAGUUACCCUCUGGAUACUUCUAGCAUCCCUUGCAAAAAUAGGUUUCCAUCUGUACCACAAACUGCCAGGCCUCAUGCCAGAAAGCUGCCUCCUCAUUAUUGUCGGGGUCCUGGUGGGCAGCAUCAUCUUUGGCACUGACCACAAAUCACCUCCAGUCAUGGAUUCGAGUAUCUACUUCCUGUAUCUCCUUCCACCCAUUAUCCUAGAGGGUGGUUACUUCAUGCCCACCCGGCCCUUCUUUGAGAAUUUUGGCUCCAUCCUGUGGUGGGCUGGACUGGGGGCCCUGAUCAACGCUUUUGGCAUUGGCUUCUCCCUCUACCUCAUCUGCCAGAUCAAGGCCUUUGGCCUCAGUGAUGUUAACCUGCUGCAGAACCUGCUGUUUGGCAGCCUGAUCUCAGCUGUGGACCCUGUGGCUGUGUUGGCUGUGUUCGAGGAGGCGCGUGUGAAUGAGCCACUCUACAUGAUGAUCUUCGGGGAGGCCCUUCUCAAUGAUGGAAUUAGUGUGGUCUUAUACAAUAUAUUAAUUGCUUUCACAAAGAUGCACAAAUUUGAAGACAUAGAACCUGUUGACAUUUUGGCUGGAUGUGCCAGGUUCAUUAUUGUGGGACUUGGGGGAGUAUUUUUUGGCAUCAUUUUUGGAUUCAUUUCUGCUUUUAUCACACGCUUCACUCAGAAUAUAUCUGCAAUUGAACCACUCAUCGUCUUCAUGUUCAGUUAUUUGUCCUACUUGGUUGCUGAAACUCUCUACCUCUCUGGCAUCCUGGCAAUCACGGCCUGUGCAGUGACAAUGAAAAAAUACGUGGAAGAAAAUGUGUCCCAGACAUCGUACACGACCAUCAAGUAUUUCAUGAAGAUGCUGAGCAGUGUCAGCGAGACCCUGAUCUUCAUCUUCAUGGGCGUGUCCACCGUUGGAAAGAACCAUGAAUGGAACUGGGCCUUUGUCUGUUUCACCCUGGUUUUCUGCCAGAUUUGGAGAGCCAUUAGCGUAUUCACUCUCUUCUAUGUCAGCAACCAGUUUCGGACUUUCCCCUUCUCCAUUAAGGACCAGUGCAUAAUUUUCUACAGUGGUGUUCGAGGAGCUGGAAGUUUUUCACUUGCAUUUUUGCUUCCCCUGUCUCUUUAUCCUAGGAAGAAAAUGUUUGUCACUGCUACCCUAGUAGUUAUAUAUUUUACAGUGUUUAUUCAGGGAAUCACAAUUGGUCCUCUUGUCAGGUACUUGGAUGUUAAAAAGACCAAUAAAAAAGAAUCUAUCAAUGAAGAGCUUCAUAUCCGUCUGAUGGAUCAUUUGAAAGCUGGAAUUGAAGAUGUGUGUGGGCAAUGGAGCCAUUACCAAGUGAGAGAUAAGUUUAAGAAGUUUGAUCAUAGAUACUUACGGAAAAUCCUAAUCCGAAGCAACCAGCCAAAAUCAAGUAUUGUUUCUUUGUACAAGAAGCUGGAAAUGAAACAAGCCGUUGAGAUGGUAGAGAUGGGGAUACUGAGUUCCACAGCUUUCCUGACCCCCCACCAGGCCCAGAGGAUACAAGGAACUAAGAGGCUUUCCCCUGAAGAUGUGGAGUCCAUGAGGGAAAUUCUGACACACAACAUGUACCAAGUUCGACAAAGGACCUUGUCCUACAACAAAUACAGCCUCAAACUCCAAUCAAGUGAGAAGCAGGCAAAAGAGAUUCUGAUCCGCCGCCAGAACACCUUAAGGGAGAGCAUGAGGAAAGGCCACAGCCUACCAUGGGGAAAACCGGCUGGCACCAAAAACAUCCGCUACCUCUCCUUUCCUUACAGCAAUCCUCAGUCAGCAAGAAGAGACGUGAGGUUUGGUGAAUUCACAGGUGAUGGCAGCAGUGAGUCAGGAUCCCCUUCCACCAUGUUCAAUACACACUCUCGAACAGGGUCGCUUCAAGAAAGAUGGCUAACACAAGAAACAAUUCCAAUGAAGAGCUUACACAAAGGAGGGAAGCCAUUCAACUUUGGCUACCAAAGAAGUCCAAGCCAAGAAGAGCAUACUGGCAGAGUCCGAAGGGCAGCUUUAAGGCCUAAACCACUCUUUCAUGCAGUAAAUGAGGAAUAUGAAUCUGGAGAGGAAAGUGAGGAAGAGGUUUCACCAGUUGGAUCCAGAUGGACAACAGAGCACAGAAAUGUCAAGGAACACCACAAAUCCCACAGUCCUUUGCUCCAAAGAAAAUAG
Orycteropus afer afer is the source of this 2400-nucleotide messenger RNA. It is a transcript of the gene SLC9A4, whose product is annotated as solute carrier family 9 member A4. Gene Ontology annotation, cellular component: membrane. The coding region runs from base 1 to 2400 and encodes 799 amino acids. NCBI's taxonomy places the organism in Eukaryota, Metazoa, Chordata, Mammalia, Tubulidentata, Orycteropodidae. The transcript has 12 exons. The record is from RefSeq and is a predicted model, not a curated record. Gene Ontology annotation, biological process: sodium ion transport; proton transmembrane transport; regulation of pH. Gene Ontology annotation, molecular function: sodium:proton antiporter activity.